AAAGAAGUAUUUUAUCGAUGUAUGAACUAAUAUUUAAAUUCAGUGAAAAGAAAUGGAGAAUGUGAAUGAAAUUGUGCUUGAAUCCGGUCUUGUUAUACUAUCAGGAGGGUGGAGCAAGUCUGGUUUCCCGCUGAUCACGUUUGAACCAGACGCUGCAGAUUUCCUGGUCAUUUACAUAGACGGCGACUUACUGCAGAGGUAGGUGCAAGUACGGUUCUCCACUGAUAACGUUUCCACCAGACGCUGCAGACCUCUUGGACAUUUACCUAGCGCGUGACGUGCUGCAGUACUUACAGGUUCUUGUCGAGAUGGUCCGUGGCGAGAAGGUGUCUGUUGUUGCAGAUAUCACUUCUGAUUGGCCAGAGGAGUGCAUCAACAAACUAGCCGAUUUGUUGAACGAACUGCAGGCCAGCGUAAGUGGAUGCAUAAAGGCCGUUUACCUAGUCAAACCGAGGGGGAAGGAACUAUUUAGCAAUGGGUUGUCAGUGUUCAGACCUUCAGGAAGUUCAACUUUACAACAUGAAAUAAUCCGUGUUGACUCCCGAAAGGAACUGUACAAUUUCAUCGACAGGGAGCAGCUUACUGUGGACUAUGGUGGUUCUUUCAAAUACAACCACAGGGCAGCUAUUGAAUUUUACAAGACGUAUAUACCGGUUUUGAAAAUGGCUGGUGGUUUGUUGUACAGCCUAGCAAAUCUUGUUUACACCCUACAGACUCUGCAAGUAGAUUUUGCCACUCUUCAAGAAUUUGAUGAGUCAAGAGUAGAAGAUAAAGUGUUUAAAUUUAAUAAUGUCAUCAGUGACCUCGAAAUUGAAAAGAAAAUAGAAGACUACCAGGAAACAUUAGAAAAAUUAGAACACCCAGACUUCGAUCCAAUUCUUAUGAAAAUAGACAAACAGGUAAUCUUGCAAUCAGCGAAGGAGCUUUCAAUUAACUGUGAAAGACUACAGCAAGUUAACAUAAUGGUUGGAGAAAAGUUUGAUCACGUUCAAAAGAUGGCUGGAAAGUUCGGCCUUUUGAAAGACUGCCAUGAUAAUACUAAUGAGGUUUUGGAAACGAUUGAUCUGUUGGUUCAGCAGACUGAAAAUUUAACGAUAAAUGGUUCGAAUGCUAGCGAAGCAUACUCACUAAGGCAACAAUUUGUAACAGAUAUUCUUGGACCGACAAAGGAAAUUAUGGACUGUUCAGCAUCAAUUCUAGAAGAUUUAGCAAUCGAUUCAAAUAAAUCAGAACACUUAUAUGCUAUUGCAAAAGACAUUUCCAAUAAUCUGACAGAAAACUUGCAUCCAUUUACGGACAAAAUCAAUAAACUGAACGAAUUAUAUACUCGGAUACACCUGUUCCACGUCAUUUUUGAAAAGACUAACCGCUGGGGAAAGAAAGUGACUAAAUUUCUUAACAAUGCCUUCUCAUGUCUACAACAUGAAGAUAUUCAGUGCUAUUUUGUUGUUCUUCCCAGUAAUUGGGAGACCCUUUUGCAAGUAUUUUACCAUAAACAUCCACCGCCACUGAGAACGCAUUUGCACCUACUGGACCAAUUUGUUCCCGAAGGUAUACACAUUGAUCACAGAAUACAAGCUGAAACUCUUGCGGAAAGGGUUUCGUUUAUUUUGCACAUGCUUGAAAAAGACAAUAUCAAGAAGGAAGACAUUGUUACUAUCAAAAGCUGGGCAUUAGGCGACACUAUGACAUCGUUGGAAGUUUCUCUUGUUUGAUGUAAAAGACUCACAAAAGUUCCACAAAUUAAAUGCUAUAUUUAUGUUCUUCAUAUUAUGAUGGUUUGCAGUUUCACAAAAGGUUACAAACAAAACAACUAGGAAAAUCCACACAGACUUAAAAUUACA
Mya arenaria is the source of this 1844-nucleotide messenger RNA. Its product is annotated as triple functional domain protein-like. The transcript is spliced from 12 exons. Gene Ontology annotation, cellular component: cytoplasm. NCBI's taxonomy places the organism in Eukaryota, Metazoa, Mollusca, Bivalvia, Myida, Myidae. The record is from RefSeq and is a predicted model, not a curated record. Bases 309 to 1715 code for a protein of 468 amino acids. Gene Ontology annotation, molecular function: guanyl-nucleotide exchange factor activity.